UCUACUGGAUGCCAAGACUCUUCAAGUUAUUUGGCUUAACUUUAAAUUCUCCGAAUGUGGUUUUCAUCGAUGUUGUAGAGCAGACCAUAGCAUCCAGAAAGGCGGGAAUGAAGCGUGGAGACUUUCUGGACCUACUAUUGGAGGCAAGAGACCAAUCUGACAACCCCAACAGUAAACACGUCUUGACUGACCUCUCUAUGGUGUCCCAAAGUGUGCUUUUCAUCAUUGCUGGAUAUGACACCACUGCCUCCUUGCUGGCCAAUUCUUCCUUCCUGCUAGCUAAGAACAAGGACCAGCAGCGACGCCUCCGAGACGAGUUGCGCCAGAUGGUUGCAGAGCACGGCAAAAUCACCUACCAGGGAAUCAUGGAGGCCAAAUUUCUUGACGCUUGUCUUCAAGAAUCACUCCGUCUAUAUCCUUCAGGUGCAGUGAUAGAGCGUCUCUGCACCAAAAGUUAUAAGUUACCCGGCACUAAUCUGACUAUUAAGCCAGGAGACUUGGUGGGGGUGCCCUUCUGGAGUAUUCAACACGACCCCAACAACUGGCCCAACCCUAAGGCGUUCAUUCCAGACCGCUUCCUGCCUGAGAACAAGGGUGACAUCAAACCCUUCACUCACAUGCCCUUUGGAAUUGGUCCUAGAAACUGCAUAGCCAUGCGAUUUGCCCUGAUGGAGGCCAAGAUAGCCCUGUCCAAGCUGGUGCUGGAGAUGGAGAUGGAUGCACCAGGCCAUGAGGAAUUAGUUCUAGAGUCAGUGAGUGGGUUGAUGCGCCCCAAGGAAGUAAUGCUGCUGCUGAAGCCAGUCAAGGAAGAAUGAAAAGAGGACAGCAUCGUGAGGAGGGCCAAUUCAAGGAAGAGAUAGCACAAAACAAGGAGAGGACCAGACCGCCUUCAAAGCGUUAUUACUCACCAGGGAGGCUGGACUGAAUAUUGAAUAUAACAGUUUUUUUUAUCAAA
Messenger RNA from Portunus trituberculatus (swimming crab), 955 nucleotides. Its product is annotated as cytochrome P450 9e2-like. Gene Ontology annotation, molecular function: iron ion binding; heme binding; monooxygenase activity. The record is from RefSeq and is a predicted model, not a curated record. Lineage: Eukaryota; Metazoa; Arthropoda; Malacostraca; Decapoda; Portunidae.